Messenger RNA from Priapulus caudatus, 791 nucleotides. RefSeq names its product anaphase-promoting complex subunit 1-like. Gene Ontology annotation, cellular component: anaphase-promoting complex. NCBI's taxonomy places the organism in Eukaryota, Metazoa, Priapulida, Priapulimorpha, Priapulimorphida, Priapulidae. The record is from RefSeq and is a predicted model, not a curated record. Bases 1 to 501 code for a protein of 166 amino acids. Gene Ontology annotation, molecular function: molecular adaptor activity. Gene Ontology annotation, biological process: anaphase-promoting complex-dependent catabolic process; protein K11-linked ubiquitination; metaphase/anaphase transition of mitotic cell cycle. The transcript is spliced from 5 exons.
AUGGGGGAGUCGGGUCACACCGACGCCUUCCCCAGGACGAUCGCCACGCCUGGCGCUCAGAAGAUUGGAGUGUUGAUGCCCAAACUUGUCGAAUACCAUUACACAGAUGGCAGUAGGUGCGGUGAUCGUCGUGGUGAUACAGAUGCUGUUCUGUUUCAGCACAAGUACGCGUUGAAAUCCAUCAAGAUUGAGAACAAGAGCAUAGCGGACCAGGCGGGAAGGAACACGAUAGAAACAUGCAUGAACGUCAUCGUACUGUCGUUAGCCAUGGUGAUGUCGGGGACGGGUAACGUGGAGGUGCUGCGUGUGUGUCGUCUGCUGCACGCCGCACGGGGGCAGGCGCACGCACACGUGCUGUACGAUCUCACCUCGCCACACACAUGGGCCAUCGGGCUGCUCUUCCUCGGUGCUGGACGAUACACGCUGAGCACGAGUGACAGAGCCAUAGCAGCCAUGCUGUGUGCAUUCUUCCCCAAGUUUCCCAUCCACAGCAACGGAUAACAAUAGUUAUCGGACCUUCAGAGGUCGUGUGCGUCAUGGCUCUACAUCAUGUGCGGCAGAGCCGGAAGACUAUCACGUCUCCCCAGAGACGUGGAUAAUUCACGCGCGUGCUUCGCUCACCUUCACGCAAAGUUCAAGGACACACCGUUCUACAAAGACCAGUGUUACACGGAAAACAGCCUGCCCACGGCGCAUCCGCCACUCGAUCCUGACCGCCUUCGACAGAGGUCAGCGUCAAGGAUGAUCGAUACUGGGAGGUCACGUUCACCGCCGACACAAACUGGGACGUG